This is a messenger RNA of Somion occarium, 1873 nucleotides long. The record is from the annotation of a GenBank genome assembly. NCBI's taxonomy places the organism in Eukaryota, Fungi, Basidiomycota, Agaricomycetes, Polyporales, Cerrenaceae.
GCAUAUCUUGCCUCUUCCAAACUCAACGUCAACCCUAACACUUACCUCUUUCUAGGUUUCGUAAUACUAACAUUACACGCAAAUAUUGUGCUUUUGGAUUAGAGAAUCACGCAGGUUGGGAGUUGGAGGAAUCAAAUCCAGAAGACUCUCCCUUGCACUCAGUGGCAGAGAGGUACAUACGGUGUAAUGCACCAGUUUAACCACAUCUCAUACCUUCCGCAGCUCAGUUAUAGCAUAUGCUCUGAAGCAAUGUGAAACAAUAUCUCGAUCUCUAGUAAUCUUUCAUAACUAACAGUGACUCUCGAUAGCACGAGAAAGGUGGCUUACCUCAACCUUCCCGAGGUUCUCUGUCAAGACACGAGGCGGCAAACAAGGCGCUAUCUUACCCCCACCUCAUACUAUCAAGCCCCAUGGCAGGUUUGACCUCGUCGUUGGUCCACAUGUCUUCUCGAAUACCGAAAUAUUCGAAGUUCAUUACCUACCUCAACAAGCAAGCACGUCUCCUUCUACUGCUUCAGGUCAAAUUACACGCCCAUCAGGAACAUCAAAUACUGCAUCAUUGUCUAAUCCAAUUCCAGCUCCUGUCAUGUCGACGCUACCAGCUGAUGCUUUUGUUACACCGGAAUUGAUUAGUCAAGUGAACUCUGCAGCCGCUUCGAAUCCGGUCUUAUCAAACCUGCUACACGAAGUUGCUGUUGGACGUGCGACUCAGGACCAACUGAAAACGCUGGGACUCCUCAUUCAGACACUCAAGGACAGUGGAGCACCUCAACAGACCUCCACAGCGCCCGCCGCAGGUUCAUCAUCUACUCCUGCACAACCUUCACAAAUUCCAACUGCGUCGCGAGAUUUUGACAUUGUACUAGAAUUCCAUGAGAAGCCUUCCGACCGAUGGAUACUGCCUCGUGGUCCUGUCAGCAUCCAACCCGUUCGUGGGCACCGAGGAGAUGAUCUGAUAGUGAAUGCUGUUCUGCCGUUCACGCAGACUACAACCUCCAAUGACGAUGUCAAUACCAAAGCCAAAGUGCCUGAGAUUGUCGCUUUCCGAUUCGCAAGCGUAUCAUUCACUGUACAUGAUCUAAUGAUGAGGUGGAUGGGAGGACCGGAGAAAAUGGCGGAGCAUGUAGGUAAAUUAAACGAAGUGGCUUCGAAAUGGCCGAAACGCCAAUUCCUGCAACACCAACUCCCCAAUGGGUAUCUUCUGGACCAACUUAAAGCGGCUGUUGCACCUCCAUAUGUCAUGAAGUCAAUCAAACCUACCCAUGGUGAUACUCACAGAAGCAAGCGUCGUGCUACCCGCAAAACUACAAAUAUUCCGCCGACACCAACACCACAAAUACCAAUCUCAGCACCAGCACCAAUACCGACACCUGCGCCAGAACAAACAUUACCCGUCCUUCAGCAGGAAGCACCGUCAGCAUCUGUUGAUAUGCCUCCCCCGCCCAAACGGAAGAAGUCCAAUAAUGCAAAACCACAAAGCUCUACGACGCCUACGCAAAUCGCCUGCCAUUCAUGUGGUCAAACAGAUGUUCCUCUAAUGAUGGGUGGUCGUUAUUGUCGUCCAUGUAUAGUUGCUGGUAAGGCGGUCGCCGAUAUACCAUCCGCGACUCCGGCGCGGGCUGUAGAGCGACCGCCGCCCAUCAAGGCAGUGAGUCGACGACCGUCAACGAUGUCCGCGCCCACCCUGGUCGCGCAUUCUCCAUUGGCUACCAAUCAACCCGUUGUAUUUGCCCCAGUCCAGACACCACAGAAUAUAGGAGAAGAGCAAAAGCCAAAGAAUACAUAGUACCUAUCAUAUUGAGAGCUAAUAUAUGGAAUAGAAGUGUUAUAAAGAUAUGACAAUGAUGUUAUAAUGAUACAUUGCAGGGUUUCC